AUGGCGUGGGCUCAACUGUUGCUGAGGUUUCCGCCAGCGGCCGAGCAGAUGGAUGAAUGCAUGCCACCAUCCAAAGUCUACUCGGUUUUGCCGAGGCCGGGGGCUCGCAGCGAGCUGGCCCGCCAUGGCCUCCCCAAGCGACGACGACGGCUCGUGCUGCUAGCCGUACAGAAGGGGCCACCCCCACGCGAAUCCCGUGCCGACACCUGUCCUCCGCCGCCGUCCUCCACCGCGCGCCGCCGCGGGCUCGCAGGAGCCCAGAUCCGGCCCUCCCCGGCCCGGGACGCCGCCGCCGCCCCGCGGGCGCCCGAGCCCGGCGCCCGCCGGACCUCGCCGCCGCCUCCAGCGCCGCCGAGCCCUUCGCCGGACCCCGUCGCCUCUCCAGUGCUCCGCCGCCUCGCCCCGCCUUCCCGCCGCCGCCCCGUGCCUCCGUUCCCGCCGCCGGACGCCCUCGCGCCCCGCCGAAGGCCGCCGCAGCCGCGCCUCCAAGUCGCCGCCUCGCCGCCGCUCCGGCAGAGCUCGCCGGAGCGCGAGCGCCUCACGCCGUCGCCUCCCGUGGCUCGCCUCCGACCUCGCCAAGCCUCGGGUCCGGCCGCCCUGGCCUCCUCCGCGCCGGGACCGGAGUUUCCCCGCCCGGAUCUGCCCGUCUCCGGUGACCCCGCGCCUCGCCGGGCUUCCAUGACCUCGCCGGAGUGCUCCUCAGCCGCCUCGUCCCGGAUCCGGCCGGGGUGGACCAGAUCCACCGGUUCCCCAAUCCAAACAGGCGCCCGCGUCCCGGAUCCCUCCGUCCCGCACCGUUCCGUCCACGUUUUUCGCGGGGAAGAUGAGUUCUCCGACAUAAAAGCCGGCUGGGUGCCCCGACAAGCCAGGGAACUCGCUGCCCCACCUUCCUCCCCGCCCCAGGCCGUCAGUACGAUGGGCGAGGCUGCAGGUGGGCAAGCGGAGGAGCAAGCCGCCGCUCCAAGCUGGCCCCUGGUGCAUCAACUCGAUGCUCCAAGCCUGCUCGCAGAGGAGUGGCCAGUUGUUGCACGCCGGCACAUGGGGGACCACGCCGUCCAGUGCACCGUGGUUGGCCGCGCCAUCUGA
Messenger RNA from Aegilops tauschii subsp. strangulata, 1086 nucleotides. Lineage: Eukaryota; Viridiplantae; Streptophyta; Magnoliopsida; Poales; Poaceae. The record is from RefSeq and is a predicted model, not a curated record.